AUGUCUUCCAUCGUCUCCUCGGCCCUCCGUGCCUCUUUAACUCGUCCCUCCUGCUCGCGUACUGUCUUCACCCUGGUCUCCAACACCGUCCGCAUCACUUCGAGAGCCACUCCCGUAACCCUCAUCCAGCACUACAGACGCACAAUGGCUUCCGCCGCUAAGAUCAAGGUCAAGAACCCCGUCGUCGAGCUCGACGGCGACGAGAUGACCCGUGUCAUCUGGCAGGACAUCAAGGACAAGUUCAUCACCCCCUACCUCGACAUCGACCUCAAGUACUACGAUCUCGGCCUCGAGUACCGCGACCAGACCAACGACCAGGUCACCAUCGAUGCCGCCGAGGCCAUCAAGAAGUACUCGGUUGGUGUCAAGUGUGCCACCAUCACCCCCGAUGAAGCCCGCGUGGAGGAGUUCAAGCUGAAGCAGAUGUGGCUCUCCCCCAACGGCACCAUCCGCAACGCCCUCGGCGGUACCGUCUUCCGUGAGCCUAUUGUCAUUCCCCGUGUCCCCCGUCUGGUUCCCGGAUGGAAGAAACCCAUCAUCAUUGGCCGCCACGCCUUUGGCGACCAGUACCGGGCCAAGGACUUCGUCGCCCCCGGCCCCGGCAAGCUCAGCAUGGUCUACACCCCCGAGGGUGGUGAGCCCCAGGAGAUCGAGGUGUACAAGUUCCAGGGUGGCGGCGGUGUCGCCCAGACCCAGUACAACACUGACGAGUCCAUCACCGGUUUCGCCCACGCCUCUUUCAAGCUCGCCAUUGACAAAGGCCUCCCCCUAUACAUGAGCACCAAGAACACCAUUCUCAAGAAGUACGAUGGUCGCUUCAAGGACAUCUUCCAGGAGCUCUACGACACCCAGUACAAGGAGGCUUUCGAGGCCAAGGGUAUCUGGUAUGAGCACCGUCUCAUCGACGACAUGGUCGCUCAGAUGAUCAAGAGCAGCGGUGGUUACAUCAUGGCUCUCAAGAACUACGAUGGUGACGUCCAGUCCGACAUUGUCGCUCAGGGCUUCGGCUCCCUCGGUCUCAUGACCUCCGUUCUCAUCACCCCCGAUGGCAAGACCUUCGAGUCUGAGGCUGCCCACGGCACCGUCACCCGCCACUACCGUGAGCACCAAAAGGGCCGUGAGACCUCCACCAACCCCAUCGCCUCCAUCUUUGCCUGGACCCGCGGUCUCAUCCAGCGUGGCAAGCUCGACGACACCCCCGAGGUCGUUGCCUUUGCCGAGGCUCUCGAGAAGGCCUGCAUUGACACCGUCGACGUUGAUGGCAUCAUGACUAAGGAUCUUGCCCUUGCCUGCGGCAAGACUGGCCGUGAGGACUACGUCACCACCUCCGAGUACAUGGUCGCCGUUGAGAGAAGACUCAAGCAGAGCCUGAAGGAGAAGCUCUAA
Podospora anserina S mat+ is the source of this 1386-nucleotide messenger RNA. RefSeq lists its product as uncharacterized. Gene Ontology annotation, biological process: isocitrate metabolic process. Bases 1 to 1386 code for a protein of 461 amino acids. The transcript has 3 exons. The record is from RefSeq and is a predicted model, not a curated record. Gene Ontology annotation, cellular component: mitochondrion. NCBI's taxonomy places the organism in Eukaryota, Fungi, Ascomycota, Sordariomycetes, Sordariales, Podosporaceae. Gene Ontology annotation, molecular function: NAD binding; isocitrate dehydrogenase (NADP+) activity; magnesium ion binding.